GAUGUAUAAUGAAAGAUGAUGAAGUGAAACAGAUGAAUGACCCUCUGGGCUUUUUAUAGAUCUCAGUCAUUGUUUUACCCUUAUGUCAUGUUCCCAAUAUAACUCCGUCUGCUUUCUUAUCAUGGAGAGGAUAAUGCCAUCACCCACCAUUAUAUGGACACCCAGGAUUUGUUGUUGCUGAGCUCACCGGUGGGUUUCUUUUUUCUUCAGACUGUGCUAAAUUGUUGAUUUGGUCACUACAAAUACUCCUCUUAUCUGACUGAUGGAUUUGUUGAGUUUUUGAAACCUAAAUAUCACUUGCAUGGAGAUCUCCCUGAACCACAUGAUGUGGAUUCACAGCUUCCAAAUGCCACACUUCAAUCAACUCUGUUUUGGUACCACUGCUGGCCACUAGAGGACGCUGUUACGUCGUGACGUAAGGAAUAUCAUCUGGGUCCAAGCCUUCACUUGGUUCAAAUGAGACUUCAAUCUCCGUUUAUAAACGAGGUGAGCUUGACAUUUUCACAGCAUGCAGAGGAGCUCAGUGUGUAUUAAGGGUCAGGCUCGAUGGUAAUGAAUUUGCUUUGAACUCUGCCCCCUUUGCUCUUCCCAAACUUAAUUGAAAAGGUUACAACACUUUGAUGUGAAGCUUCUGUCAUCAGGUAAUUUUCACUAUGACAUCGCUCGUGCACACCCUUCGGGACCACCUAGAUGACGUCAACGGCUGCACGCUCUCGCAGAGUUUGCUGGCCACGUGCUCCGGAGACAAGACCGUGCGCGUGUACUCAUUAGAGGAUUUCAGUGAGCUGCGUUUUUCUCCUCUCACCGGUCAUGGUUACGCGGUGCACGGUUGCUGUUUCAGCGCAUGCGGCAGAUUCCUCGCGUCCUGCUCCACGGACGCACUCACUAAAGUCUGGAGCACGUCCACAGGUGCGGAAGUAGCCGCGCUGCAGCACCCGGCGCGCAGUCCGGUGCGCGUUUGCGCAUUUUCACCUGACGCGCGGCACCUGCUCUCGGGCGCGUCCGAUGGCACUGUUGCGCUCUGGCACGUGCCAUCAAAGACCCUACAGAGAUGUUCUAGAGUCAGCGAGGGAACGGUUCUGGCCUGCUGUUUCUCUCCGUGUGAUCAGAUGUUUGUCACAGGAUCCACACUGGGAGAACUUCACCUGUGGACUCUCACUAUGAACUCUCUACACAUUCAGAAAGUUGCUCAUGAUUUAGGGGUCAACUGCUGCCAGUUCUCUCCAAAGAUCUGCACGGAUGGUCCGGCAGUGAAGUUUCGAUUGGUGUCUGGUGGGCAGGAUAGUCAGCUGAGAGUAUGGAUUAUUACCCAGCAUGCAUCAGCAGCAGGUUAUGAGAUGACACUGAUGUUUACACUCUCUGCUCAAUCUGCACCUAUCCUGUCAUGUGCCGUCUCAUUUGACGGACAGCUGCUCAUCUCUGGGUCUGUGGAUAAAACAGUAACUGUGUAUAACAUGGAUCGAGGAGAGCUUUUACACACUUUAACACAUCAUGACAGAUAUGUGACCACGUGUGCGUUCUCUCCCUCCAUGCUGAUGUUUGCCUCUGGCUCUAUGGAUAAGACGGUGAAUAUCUGGAGAAUUGAAGAUGAGAAUUCUCAACCAUCAUCUCUGCAGACAACAGGACCAGGAAGGAAGUCUGUGUGUUACUCCAGAAUGCUGGUCAGUGAUUGGUCAGAAGAUGAUGUGUGUGACUGGCUUCAGGAUGAAGGAUUAGAAGCUCUGGUGGACACUUUUAGGGCUCAGAACAUUGAUGGGCCUGAACUCAUCACCUUAAAUAAAGAGACACUGGACAAUCAUUUUAACAUUGACUCAGUGGGUCUGCGUGGUAAAGUCCUGAGGAAAAUUAAUGGCUUAAGAUCUGAACUCAUGGACUCUGAUGUCCCCAAUCAUUUUCUCUGUCCAAUCACCAGAGAGCUCAUGAAGGACCCUGUCAUCGCUGCAGAUGGAUAUUCCUAUGAGAGAGAUGCUAUUGAGACCUGGAUCAAUACUCCAAAUCACUUGAGUCCUGUGUAUAACCUGCCUUUAAAAACCACCCUACUGAUUCCUAACAGAAGCCUGAAGACGGCCAUACAGUGCUAUAAAGCCAACCACCCUAGUUUUGACAAUAUAUUGUUCAACUGACCUGCUGCUUCGUUUGGCCCGGGCUCGAGCGUAGUAAGCCUCAUACGAUUUGGGUUUGAGCUCCAGAGCCUUGGUUGCGAACUCCUCAGCCAUGCCAAAGUCCUACAGC
Molecule: messenger RNA, 2232 nt
Organism: Paramisgurnus dabryanus
Lineage: Eukaryota; Metazoa; Chordata; Actinopteri; Cypriniformes; Cobitidae
Product: WD repeat, SAM and U-box domain-containing protein 1-like
Biological process (GO): protein ubiquitination
Molecular function (GO): ubiquitin-protein transferase activity; protein binding
Source: RefSeq, a predicted model, not a curated record